GUUUGUUUCAUCGCUCGCGGUUGCGCUCCUCUUGGCCAAUCUCGGCCCUAUGCUUUCUUUCGUGCGCGUGUGACAAAUGACGUUGGGUUGUUCAUUUGCUUUCCGCUUUCAGUACUACUUUUUAUUUUGAAAUACAUAUGUUUAUAUUAAUUCUCAAAGUGUACACUAUCAUCCUACGUGGAAAACUGUUUGCGAAUAUGGUUAAGAUAUAAUGUGCUGCGUUAUAUGUAAGUGAAGUGAUAGUGCAAUUUUGGAGGUAAAAUGCCCGCUUCCAUUUGCGACCCUGUAUCAAGCGCAUUGCGUUUGUCUCUCGCCGCAGAUGAAUCCCAGGGUUCGUCUUUGCUGGACAGUAGACUGUAUUCUUCUGCAAAAAGUGUGCUCCUCUCAAAGAUAGAAUUCGAAGAAUCAGGCGAUUAUCAGAGCAACGUUCUCGAUGGACUGAAAUCUAAAUACGUGGUCAUACGACCUAAAAAACCAGUGUUGGACAGUAAACUACUUAAAAAAGACGGAAAUGCAACGAACCAGGCAUCAGAAGGAAACAAAAGUGAAGAUGGCUUACCAAAGCCAAAACGUGUAUUGUUUCCUGUCGAGAAGCUCCAAUUGGGAUGGCAGGGUUCCUGGUCAGCAGGCGCCGGCAUGCAAAAUGUUGGGAACACCUGCUACCUGAACUCCACCCUACAAGCACUCUUUCAUGUUCCUGCUUUUGCCAACUGGCUUAUUUCUGAAGGAGCUCAUGCAGAAAAAUGUAAUCAACAAGAAGCUUGUGUCAUUUGCGGCAUGCGCGCGACAUUGAUAGCCACACAGAAGAGUGGCGGAGCCCCCAUCAAACCGUGGCAGGUUUAUUCCAAACUGAGAAUAAUUUGCCGGCACCUGACACCUGGCAGACAGGAAGAUGCUCAUGAGUUCCUCAGAUAUCUGGUGGAAGCCAUGGAGAAAUGUUACCUGUCACGGUUUAUCAACUCUGACAAACUUGACCAGUACAGUAAGGAGACAACUCCCUUAAAUCAAAUCCUUGGUGGAUAUCUGCGCUCCACAGUGCGGUGUCUUGCAUGCCAUCACCUCUCGACAACUUAUCAGCAUUUUCAGGACCUGUUAUUAGAUAUAAGGAAGCAUUCUACGUUAGAUGAGGCACUAGAUUCAUUUUUCUCAAGAGAAAGGCUUGAAGACUUAGGGUAUAAAUGUGAAGCAUGUAAUAAAAAGGUAUCAGCAACAAAACAAUUUUUCGUUGAGCGUGCACCGAUGGUGCUGUGCAUUGCCUUGAAGAGAUUCUCCUUAGCAGGGGGAAAAUUAUCUAAACAUGUGCAAUUUCGGAAGAAGAUAUCCCUCAACAAAUACAUGUUCAACAAGAAUAACCAUCAACAAUUGUCAUACAAGCUGGUGAGCCUGGUGACGCACCUGGGCCCCGGGCAGAACUGCGGGCACUACACGGCGCUCGGGCAGGCGCCGGGCGGCCAGUACUGGCAGUUCGACGACAGCUCCGUGCGCGCGCUGCCGCUGUCCGCCGUGCUCGCCACCAACGCCUACAUCAUGUUCUUCGAGAAGGACGACGCGCCCUACGGGCCUCAGACACCCGCCGACCGGGACAAGAGCCCCCUCAAGCUCACCCUCUACCGCGACAACAAACCCAACAGCACCUCCACCGAACCCAAGCUCGACCGGCCUAUCAUCCUAAACAGCACCCUGAGCAAAGCGGAAACCUCGGACUCCAACACCGAACCUUGGGUGCUCAAGCAGAACGGGGAGGUGGAAAAAGUAGCACAACCCCCCAAAAUCACGAUAGACAAGACGGGCCCCAACAGAAUAAGCUUCGUCGUGAAGAGUCAAAACGGCGACGAGGACUCCGCGACGCGGCGGCACAAGUCGAAGAGCGACCCGGACCUCAGGUCCGUUCCUAUAAUUAGAACCACCCCCGACAAGUCCCCCGCCUCCACGAGUAAACUGGUCAGGCCUUCGAAAUCGCCCCUAGAGAAAUUAGAGGAGCAGAUGAAUAAGAACGACUUCUCCAACCAGAUUCCGAGAAACGGGAAUUCGAAGCUGGUUCCUUACGAUUCGGAGUCGAGCGGGGACGAGCGGGGCUCGGACAAGGAGGACGAGGGCAGGCCGCGCCGCGCCGCGCCCGGCGUGCUCGGCACCAAGGGCGUGUGGACCGUCUCCAGCGAGACGGGCGGCCCGCUGCUCAGUCCUAGCUUGAACGGCGACACCAUUAAAAAAGCAAAAGAGGCGGAAGAGAGGCGCGCGGAGAACGAGCCGAGCCCGCACACGAGCGUGAGCAGCAUGUCGCCGCUGUCGGACCGCAGCUCGCCCGCCGCCGCGCCGGCGCCCGCGCCCGCGCCCGCCCCCGCCCCGCUGGCCGCGGCGCACGCCGCGCGGCAGCUGCACGCGCUCUCGCACCGCGGGUACGGCGCGCCCGUCGACACGUGGCACGGCGCGCACAGCGCCAUGUCCCGCCAGGUGUUCGAGGAGCGGCGCGAGGAGCGCAAGCGCGCGCACGAGGGCGCGGACGAGAUGGACCGCGGCCGCACCAAGAAGGUCAAGCCCUUCCACCCCUACAACCGGUUCAACAACCGCAACUCCUACAACCCCUUCCAGGAAAAGCAAAACAAGCCCCACUGGGGCGGUGGCGGCGGUGGCGGGUUCAAGUACCGCGCCGACCGCCGGCCGCACCACUUCAACAAACACCACAACAACAAGUACAAGCGAUUCAAUAGGUACAACGGGCACCACUACCCGCGGCACCAUUGACCCCGGCUGGUCAGCUUGUGCUUCACCAUGUACAUAUAGCGUAAAUUUAAUUCCUAGUUUAACUUAUUCUAAGUCCCCACUGUACCGUGUUUCUAUAGGUCUCUCAACUAAGUGUAAACAAACCUUAACGAAACGUACGUUAUACUUAUUACAGAUAGAU
Molecule: messenger RNA, 2902 nt
Organism: Cydia amplana
Lineage: Eukaryota; Metazoa; Arthropoda; Insecta; Lepidoptera; Tortricidae
Gene: scny
Product: ubiquitin carboxyl-terminal hydrolase 36
Exons: 11
Coding region: 262-2742 (826 amino acids)
Biological process (GO): regulation of apoptotic process; protein deubiquitination
Cellular component (GO): nucleus; cytosol
Molecular function (GO): cysteine-type deubiquitinase activity
Source: RefSeq, a predicted model, not a curated record